AUGACUCGACGAUUCAGAGAAAGCAAGCUCUCCGCCGGUGACACAUACAAAGCAUUGUGUCUAGAACAAGGACAAAGAAGAUCCGCACCGACGCCCUUGUUCUCAUUGUUCAUCCUGCAUCGAGGCUCAUUAUCAAGGCUCCAAGUCAACGCAUGUCUCAUAUCACUGUCACAGACCUCAGAGGCUGAGCGGACCACUAUGAUUAUAAAAGCGAAGGAACCGCACAGCACAAUAAUGAAGCUACAGCUCAACAAUCCUGCAUUCCCCCAUUCCCCCAAUCCUAGCUUCACGAUGAGAUCUCGUCUAACCCACCUCCUGUUCCUACUCAUCCUCAUUACGGACUGCUCGCCUUCCGCUCCAAGGUCCCGAUCACCACCGUCAUCUCCACCACCGCGACGUCGUUCUCGCAGACGACGGCGGUUCUCAGACCGCUUCGCGUGCCGUCACGGCUCCCACACUGACAAAGACAACAGGUAUCCGCUGGAGCGCAUGCAGUCGCCUGAAAGCCACAGCGACAACCACCAGGAAGAUAACGCCCCGCCCGCCAGAAAGACCGUCCGCUGGGGUCCCGUCACUGAGAUCCCGAGGCCUGCCUACAGAAGCCGUGAGCGCAGCCCUAGCCCUGGCGGCUAUCGCCCGUCCUGCAGAGUCGCAGCCAAGCCAUGCUUGAAGCCGCCCACUCCGUUGGAUCAGGAGAUGGCACAGAGAAACCUUCGGGCUAUGGUGGACGAGUCUACCCACCGUCUGAACAUGUACUAUGACGCCAUGGAGUACUUCUCCGGUGACGUGGUUCUGGACGAGGUCAUGUGUCAGGACGAGAGACAGCUUUUCCAAAAGGCAAGGAGGCAAUCUUUGAAAGAUACGUUCCGCUUCGCCAGGUCCCCAUCUCAGACUCCGUCCAGGUCGAGCUCGGGAAGAUCGCUUUGA
Aspergillus fischeri NRRL 181 is the source of this 927-nucleotide messenger RNA. RefSeq lists its product as uncharacterized. Lineage: Eukaryota; Fungi; Ascomycota; Eurotiomycetes; Eurotiales; Aspergillaceae. The record is from RefSeq and is a predicted model, not a curated record. The transcript has a single exon. The coding region runs from base 1 to 927 and encodes 308 amino acids.